Messenger RNA from Hemicordylus capensis (graceful crag lizard), 2551 nucleotides. RefSeq names its product coronin 1B (gene CORO1B). The transcript is spliced from 11 exons. The record is from RefSeq and is a predicted model, not a curated record. The coding region runs from base 384 to 1859 and encodes 491 amino acids. Gene Ontology annotation, biological process: actin filament organization; cell migration. Lineage: Eukaryota; Metazoa; Chordata; Lepidosauria; Squamata; Cordylidae. Gene Ontology annotation, molecular function: actin filament binding.
GCCUGGCUAUUACCUACGUAGCUUGAGUGAGGGAAAUGUACUCGGCGCAUGCUUAGAGGCACUCUGGUUUAUUGCGACUUCCCACUAUCAGGGAUGUCCUACCGUUGACAACCAGGGUCUGGACUGACUCUUGGCCGGGGCAUCUCUUCUUGCCCCUUCUAACUGAGCGCGAUGCCGAGCUGCUGACUCCUCCCCAGGCUGGCGGCGGGGGCUGCAGGAACAGCAGCAGCAGCAUUUCCUCCCGGCCCGGCCCGCUUCUUGUACUUGUCCAGACAGGCUGCUGGUGUGCCCGCGUGCGUCGCUUCCCGUGGCCGGCUCCUGACCCCAGGCGGGGCGGUCCUUCUUGCUUCCCUUUCCCAGCCCAUCGAUCCCCCAAGGCAGUCAUGUCAUUCCGGAAGGUUGUGCGCCAGAGCAAGUUCCGCCACGUCUUUGGGCAGCCCGUCAAGAAUGACCAGUGCUACGAUGACAUCCGGGUGUCACGGGUCACUUGGGACAGCACCUUCUGUGCUGUCAAUCCCAAAUUUGUGGCUGUGAUUAUAGAGGCCAGCGGGGGAGGGGCCUUCAUGGUGCUUCCGCUACAAAAGACUGGACGCAUUGAUAAGUCUUACCCUACAGUAUGUGGACACACGGGACCUGUUUUGGACAUUGACUGGUGCCCACACAAUGAUCAGAUUAUUGCCAGUGGCUCCGAGGACUGCACCAUCAUGGUAUGGCAGAUCCCAGAGAAUGGGCUGGCUGUGCCUCUGACUGAGCCAGUGGUGGUUCUAGAGGGGCAUUCCAAGCGUGUGGGCAUCAUCACUUGGCAUCCGACUGCCCGCAAUGUCCUCCUCAGUGCAGGCUGUGAUAAUGUGGUUAUCGUGUGGAAUGUGGGCACCACUGAAGAACUGUACCGCCUUGAUGAUUUGCAUCCUGACCUCAUUUAUAAUGUGAGCUGGAACCGCGAUGGCAGCCUCUUCUGCUCAGCCUGUAAGGACAAGAGCGUGCGCAUCAUUGACCCCCGUCGUGGGCAAGUUGUAGCGGAGAAGGAGAGAGCUCAUGAAGGAGCACGUCCUAUGCGGGCCAUUUUCUUGGCUGAUGGGAAGAUCUUCACAACAGGCUUCAGCCGUAUGAGUGAACGACAGCUGGCACUCUGGGACCCUGAGAAUCUGGAGGAGCCCAUGGCAUUGCAGGAGCUGGACUCGAGCAAUGGGGCUCUUCUGCCCUUCUAUGACCCUGACACCAAUGUGGUCUAUGUCUGUGGCAAGGGAGACUCAAGCAUCCGGUACUUUGAGAUCACAGCAGAAGCACCCUACAUCCACUUCCUGAACACAUUCAUUAGCAAAGAACCACAGCGUGGCAUGGGAUGGAUGCCCAAACGAGGUCUAGAUGUCAACAAGUGCGAGAUCGCCAGGUUCUAUAAACUCCAUGAGCGCAAGUGUGAACCCAUUAUCAUGACAGUGCCAAGGAAGUCAGAUCUGUUCCAAGAUGACUUGUACCCAGACACAGCUGGGCCAGAAGCUGCCAUGGAAGCCGAGGAGUGGGUGGCCGGGAAGACGGCAGCACCCAUCCUGAUCUCGCUGCGUGAAGCCUACGUGCCCACCAAGCAGCGGGACUUUAAAGUCAACCGAAGGAGCCUGUUGCAGGAGAGCCGCCCUGCUGCUGCCCCCAGCACCGGGCCGAGUGCCACACACCCCAGUGCCAUGUCCCAGUCUGCUGCCAUGCCGGCCAUUAGCGUCAGUGCUGCCAGUGGGGAAGGUGGGCAGGUGACUGAGGAGGUGCUGCGUGAGGUGGCAUCGCUGCGAGCACUGGUGGCGGCACAGGGCGAGCGCAUUGCACGGCUGGAGGAGCAGUUGAGCCGCAUUGAGAAUGGCGAUGCCUAGGGCCUCUGCCCUGCUGAGGAGACCUCACCAACGUGGAUCUUCUUGAAUGCUUCACCUUUUUGAGCUGCCACUAAUCCCUGACACUGCCUCAUCCUGCCCUGUGGUGUGAGACAGGGACUUGCCCUUUCUUGCUGCUACUGGGGAUGUCUCUUGGGUUUUGUGUCUGACCAAACCUCCCCCCACUUCUGUUGCUCUCCCCACCCCAUAUUAUUCAAGGGGCAAUGUGCUGGUCUCCCCACAUCUGCCCCUUUGCCUUACUCUGGUCUGGGUCCCCCCGCCACUGCUCCCAUUUCCAUGGCAGGAAUUAGCCUGCCUGUCCCUGUAUGGGGAUCGGGAGUAAUUAACUGCGCAGUCUUAUGUGCCCACGCCCUCCACUGGGGACAAGGCUGGGAUGCCCUUUCCAAUCCUUUAUGGCAGGUGGAUGUGGUUAGUAGGAGCUAGUGCCUCCAGUUACUCACCACUGGGGGGGUGGCCAUGUCUCCUUCUCCUCCUCCCUGCUAGGACCACUGAGAUCCUGUUGAGGAUUGCCUGAAUUUAUUUUUACAAAGAGACCAUGGAGGUGACCAAUGGGGCCAGACUGUGAAAGCUACCUGCCAUCUAGUCACUGUCUGAAGCCCCUUCUCUCUGGGACUAUUCUUCUCUCCAGCCCUCAAGGGAAAGCAGGUUCUGACUGACUAAAAAAAGUGUGGGGG